AUGACGAAAUUAUCGAAAUAUAAUGCUGAGGGGAACUUUCUACCUCAUCACGCAGUACUAAAGGAGACUAGCAUGACCACGAAACUCCGAGUCGGUUUCGAUGGUUCUGCUAAAACCUCCUCAGGUCUCUCACUGAACGAAACACUAAUGACUGGUCCAACUAUUCAAGAUGAUCUCUUUUCUCUCGUACUCAGAUUCCGAUUCCACAAAUAUGUAUUGACUGGAGACAUUGAGAAAAUGUAUCGACAAUUCUGGGUACGAGAGGAAGAUCGGAAAUAUCAACAAAUUUUAUGGCGAGAUGAGACCGGUGAAAUAGCUACGUUCCAAUUGAAUACUGUAACAUUCGGUUUAUCAGCAGCUCCAUUUCUAGCCAUUCGAAGUUUACAACAACUCGCACGAGAUUACGAAAAGCAGUAUCCACAAGCUGCUCGAAUUUUGUUGCGAGAUAUGUAUGUAGAUGACCUCCUGACCGGUUUCAACUCUUUGGUUGAAGCUCAGACAGUCCAGAGGCAAAUCAUUGAAUGCUUAAAACAAGGCGGUCUUAAUAUCCGUCUGUGGGCACCCAAUGAAAAAGAGCUGCUGAAACACCUUCCAACGGAGUCGAUUAAUCAGAAAUUAUUCAUUAAUGAUGACAAAACUCUGAAAACUCUAGGAAUCUUCUGGAAUUCAGAAACUGAUACUAUAAACUUUUUUCAUAAAAUAUCACCCGAAGAAAAACCAGUCACAAAGAGGGAAAUACUAUCAGACAUUGCAUCCAUCUUCGAUCCACUUGGCCUACUCGGCCCAGUCAUCCUGACCGCCAAACACGUAAUGCAACAGCUAUGGGCGGCUGGUAUAGACUGGGACGAAUCUAUACCUAAGAGCAUACACACUCAGUGGAUUGAAUAUUAUCAACAACUGCCUCUUCUGAAGAAUAUAGCCUUCAAACGUAACGUGCUGAUAAAUGAUGCGAGCGAAUUGCAAAUACACGGAUUCGCGGAUGCCAGCACAAUUGCCUACGGUGCCUGUCUAUACAUUCGUUCAGCCAACAAACAUGGAGAGAUAGAAACACAGCUACUCUGUUGGAGAUCACGUGUAGCUCCUCUAAAAACGAUGAGUAUACCAAGACUUGACCUUUGUGCAGCUCAAACACUCGUAGAAUUAUGCAAUUCAGUGCAAGGGGCCAUCAAGAAAGAAAUCUCCAGAACAAUUUUAUGGUCAGACUCAACGAUCACCCUACAUUGGAUAAAUAAAUCUCCCCAUCUAUUGAAGACCUUCGUUGCAAAUCGAGUAACCGACAUCCAACAAGGGUCAAAACAUUGUGAAUGGAGACAUAUUGGGUCAGCUGACAAUCCAGCCGAUGCACUCUACAGAGGGCAACUACCUGCUGAUUUCACCAGCAACGAGCUGUGGCAGGUAGGGCCCACGUGGUUGAAGAAUCCAGAAGAGGAAUGGCCUAAGGAUCCCGAAAUAUUUACAGCAAACGACGCAGAACUUAAGACUUGUUUGAAGGCAAUCAUCGAUGACAGUAUAUUCAAGAGAUUCUCAUGCAUUUACAAGGCGGAAAGAAUCAUUUCUUAUUGUUUACGUUUCAUACAAAAACGUCUGAAACGAGUGCGAGCCUUCAAGGGACCGAUUUCAGUCGAAGAAAGGAACGAGGCCAGAUUGAGGAUGAGAAAAAUAGCACAAAUGCAAUCUCUCCCCGACGACCUGAAGAAAAUCAAAACUCCAAAUGAAAACUCUCAACAAAAAAACUUGUCUCAGCUCAAUGCAUUCAUCGAUGAUAAGGGAAUAUGGAGAAGAAUGCCACCUGUCACAUCUCCAUGCAGGAAUACAGACUACAUUAUAUGCUAUACGACAACGGUACUGGCCAUUAGGAGGAAGGAUUCAAACAAGAAAGAUAGUGAGAGCCUGCGUGAGAUGCAGUAA
Molecule: messenger RNA, 1908 nt
Organism: Diachasma alloeum
Lineage: Eukaryota; Metazoa; Arthropoda; Insecta; Hymenoptera; Braconidae
Exons: 2
Coding region: 1-1908 (635 amino acids)
Source: RefSeq, a predicted model, not a curated record